Brugia pahangi is the source of this 1014-nucleotide messenger RNA. Lineage: Eukaryota; Metazoa; Nematoda; Chromadorea; Rhabditida; Onchocercidae. The record is from the annotation of a GenBank genome assembly.
AUGUUAGGAUUCUUAUGGGGCGUCUUUUUUGGCGCAGUUUUAAUGCUUUUUGUCAUUUAUAUAUUGCUAUUCAAUCCUUUCGGUGAAAUCUCUUCACACGCCAUAAUAAUUGACCGAUUUCAGCCACUUCGCCUUCCUGAGGAACUGAGACAGUUCCUGAAGGAAGGGAAUGAUGAAAGCCGAGUUUCUGAGUGGGAAUCAUGCUUCAAUCUGAGUCUUAUUCUUCAUUUUCUAUUCCAAGAACACAGGGAUACUCGUCGAUUACGAAGGUGGAUCCACAGAAAGCUUCAGUUGGAGCUUAAUGAUCUAACCAUUCGAAAUACUGCUGGUCGUCUCAUACAGGAUAUUCGUAUUAGGAAUCUAUCGAUUGGCUGCAGAUCCCCAGUGAUCAAAUCAUUACGUGUGGAAGACUAUGAACUGUCGCAAGAUGAAAAUUUCAAACGGGGUUUUCAAAGUUCUGUUGAUGUUAGUAUGCUGUUUGGCCGAUUUGCGCAACUGUCAAUCAAGCUCACUCGUCUUUCUGGAAAAAUCAGGUUGAAACUGACUCGUGAGCCUUUUACUCAUUGGGUCUUUGCAUUUGUUGAUAUGCCAACGCUGGAAUUCCAAAUUGACUCACAGUGGCAAGACAAGCAAGUAAAACAUCUCAUACCUUUCAUCACACAGAAAUUUAGACGUAUGGUUCAACGCAAGCAUGUUUGGCCGAACUACAAGAUUCGAUAUCGUCCUCUAUUUCCUAAUCCCUUAUAUCAGCCUUCUCCAUCUACAUAUUCUUUUGAAUAUAUUAAAACAUCGGGUUUGUUAGAAGUUACGGUUUUACGAUGUACAAGACUGAACACCGCUUUAGUGAAUAACGGAAAUUCAGAGGUUUUCUGUGUUGUAUCUAUAGAUCAUCGACCGCUAAUGGAAGAUGCAAGCAAAAAUUCAACGCGAUGCAUUACCGUAUUAUUAAAUUUUAAUCGGCACGGUACCAGUGAGUCGAUUGGGUUGACAUUUUCGAAAGUAAAUUCAUUCUAA